Molecule: messenger RNA, 873 nt
Organism: Penicillium lagena
Lineage: Eukaryota; Fungi; Ascomycota; Eurotiomycetes; Eurotiales; Aspergillaceae
Exons: 1
Coding region: 1-873 (290 amino acids)
Source: RefSeq, a predicted model, not a curated record
AUGGACUCUACCUCUCUCUCCAUUCCCCCCUCGGACUCAUCCUUCGCUGCCGCUGCCAGCCCCUACUUUGACUCUCUAUUUCGCCGGCGCCAGCAAAAGAAGAUGAGCAUCACCGAGACGUACUACCUUGCCCACACGGCCCGGAAGAAGCUCACCCGCGAAGCUUCCCGGGCCGACCACGACCUGCGCCUGCUGGUCGGCCACGCCAACCUCCUCGACUCGCUGAUGGUGGACCUGGCCGAUGCCGAGAACGAGCAGGAGCGCUGGUUCAACCAGACCGUCCACGGCGCCGCGAAGGCCCAGGACGACCAACCACCAAAGCACAUCCAAUGGGCUACCGCUACCACUAUUGUGGAGGAGCCCGAAGAAGACUGGGGUCAUGAGGAUGUCUCCGACCUGGACUCAGACUUCAGUGAUGAAGACGAGGACGAGGUUGACGACGAUGAUUAUGACGAGCGCGACUUUGUCAUCGCCGCCCUGCCGCCCCGGCGACGCGCCCCCUCGCCUGUGGCCGUCAUCCACGAACAAGAAUUGAUGGAGGACGAAGAUGACGACGACGACGACGAUGACACGGACUCGGAUUUUGAGUACGACGACGUGGAGGAUCUGGAGAAGCUGUGCCUCACUCGCUCACCGUCACGGGCGUCACAGUCGCCGCCUGAGCUGCUGGCCGACUUGGACGAUGAUUCAGAGGAUGAUAACCUGCCACCCUCGCCGCCGCAGCCUACCAUCGAGGUCUUCGAUGAGAAGGCCGCCGCCGCUGCUGUUCAGGCCACAAGCAUGUCGUCACUAAAGGACAACCAUCUGUUCGAGGAACAGGAGUAUUACGUUUCACCACCACACCAGGAGCAGACUCUCAUCGAGGCAUACUGA